Molecule: messenger RNA, 2626 nt
Organism: Anopheles maculipalpis
Lineage: Eukaryota; Metazoa; Arthropoda; Insecta; Diptera; Culicidae
Product: nose resistant to fluoxetine protein 6-like
Exons: 10
Coding region: 14-2626 (870 amino acids)
Molecular function (GO): acyltransferase activity, transferring groups other than amino-acyl groups
Source: RefSeq, a predicted model, not a curated record
AAUUCAGCUACCAAUGAUGCAGAAGAAAUUCGGUUCCAUUAUCUGCGUCGCAGUCCUGUUGGUAGGGCUGGGACUGACGAUCGUCGUUGGACAUGCAGCUGCCGGCGGCGAUGAAGAUGAUAGCACAAACAAUAUGGUUAACGCGACCCAAACUGAUGCGCAAACGUUGAACAGUUGCAACGGUACGCAGACAGUCACUUCCGACACAGGGCCCAACAGCGGCCCCUGUCCCGGGGGCGGAACGCAUUCAACGCAUCAGGCGCGGCUGAGAGGCAAAUUAAAUAAUACGACGUGCGUGAAUGCGUUCUGCGGUGUGAACGAUGGUGACCGUCCAGUGGACAGUUCGGAAGAGAUGGAUGACGAUGUGAUUAACGCCACCGUUAGCAAGGGCAGCCACUCCCAUCAGCAUCAGCAUCGAUCGCAUCUGCUUCCAUCGCCGGUCGGGAUACUGGUAAGCGCGGACGAGGAAGCUGUCGACGCGGCACUCGAGUACGGUGGCAAGAAGGUGGUGCUGAAGGCGGAAGUGCUCAAGCAUACUUCCGUUCUGUACGGUCUCAUCUCGAUCGCCGAGCGGGACGAACUUUCGGAGCGGUGCUAUCGUGAGCUGCAGCGCGUGUACCAUGGCAUCCAGCAGAAGGAGAUCUGGGCGAUGAAAGUGCUGGACGCAUCCGGGAGCCAGGAAUCGGGUUUUAUGUGGGGUCACAAUCACUGGAUCGGUUCCGAAAAGGGUUGCGAAUCGACACGUACGCCACUUUCGAUCACGCUAUCCGAUCGGUAUCGGCGCAACAUGAAGCGUAAUCUGGUGACUGCCCUAGCGCCGUUUGAACUGGACUAUCGGAUCGUGUUUGCCAAGCAUCAGUCAGCGUGGCAGGUGGACGUAAAGUUCCAGAGCGAGAACAUUCUCCACAUCGGUGUGUGCAUUCCGCGAUCAUGCACGAACGAUGAGUUGCACAAUCUGACGGCGCGGUACUUCGACGAGAACCUGGUCCUGGCGCAAGACAUCUACGAGUUCAAACCGAACGUGCUGCACGUGAAGAACACCACGCUCGAUCGAGCUUUCUGGUUAAAGCCGAGCAUUUUCAUCAUCGGACUCUCACUCGCCUUCACCUUGCUGAUGGUCUACAUGGCGCAUAGCCGAGAACAACGGUUAUUAGAGGAAAAGAACAAUAAUCAUCCGUCCGGCUCAACCACUGCUCCGGCAACUGCAGCGUCUACCAAUGGCGAUCUGGCAGAAGAAACCACUUUCCUCGAUCGAGUGAUCGAUAGCUUCAAUGUGCGCAAGAACUUGAACACAAUUUUUCGUACAGAUACUGGCCCGCAAUCGCUGCCAGUGAUUUGCGGGAUGAAGUCAAUUUGCUGCUUCCUGAUUCUGUGCUUCCACAUGCAAUGGUACACGUUCUACACCGUGCACAAUCCAUCGGUGAUGCUCCAUUAUGCUGAGCAGAUUCGGUUCCAGCUGGUCAGCAAUGCGCCCCUGCUGGUGGACGUCUUUUUCGCCAUCAGUGGCUUUCUGCUGAGUUACAACUUCAUCCGCAACCGGUCCAAAGUGCAGGAGGUCAAGGCGAAUACGCUGUGGGAAAAUGGCAAGUUGUAUGGCAAGAUGCUGUUGCAUCGCUACCUCCGCCUUUCGCCAAUGUACCUGUUCGUGACGGUUUUGGGCGAGCUGACGCACAGCUACAUCGUGGAGACGUCCAAGUUUUGGGUGCACGAGCGAUCGGAUCUCGGAUGUCAGCGGUACUGGUGGCGCAAUCUAUUUUACAUACAGAACCUCUACCCCGUGGACGACUUCUGCCUCAGCUGGACCUGGUCUUUGGCCUGCGAGAUGCAGUACUACAUGCUCUUCACCAUCCUGCUCUUUGUCUACGCCAAGAGCUCAAAGUUCGGCAAAAAGAUGUUUGGUGUGUUCGCAAUAGGCACGUUGCUCUUCAACAUUGGGCUGACGCUGAACUAUCGCUUCAUUCCGUCGUACGACGUGCUGUACAACACGGGUGAUGCUCUGUACACUGCGCCCUGGUCUCGAGUGUCUCCGUACGUGGUCGGGGUCUACUUUGGAUGGCUGAUGGCGUCGUCUCGCGACAAGUUCACCAUCACACAGAACCAAUAUCGAUGGUACUGGCUGUUGGCCUGCUUCUGCGUGAUAUUCAGCAUGCACUCCACGAUCAAGCGCAACUUCCCGUUUCCGAUCGCCUCGACCGUCAUGGUGGCUGUACGGUGGCUGAUCUCGUGGGCUGCUUGCUGGGUGAUUCUAGCCACCGGAUGCGGUUACUCAAAUCUUGUAACGCGAGUGCUUUCUUCUAAAUUUUUUGUUCACAUCAACAAGCUGACGUACGGGAUCUAUCUGUUGAAUCCCUUAAUAAUCAUCGUCACCUUUGGAGUGUCAGAUUCCAGUGCCCAUGCCGACCCUAUACCAGCGAUCGUUAUGGCGUUCGGCGUAACAUUGCUUUCCUACAUGGCAGCGAUCGUCUUUUCCGCCUUCUUUGAGAUACCCUAUUGCAGAAUCUCCAACGAGAUCCUGAAGCUCAAUCGGAAGGUUCCCAUAAUCACGCAUCCUUCUCCCACCUCUACCAGUGGGCCCAAUCACCCUUCGUUUCCCCCCGUGAUCGCGAGUGAACAGAAGAUAAAAUGA